Molecule: messenger RNA, 1903 nt
Organism: Gigantopelta aegis
Lineage: Eukaryota; Metazoa; Mollusca; Gastropoda; Neomphalida; Peltospiridae
Product: transmembrane protein 237-like
Exons: 5
Coding region: 1-1284 (427 amino acids)
Biological process (GO): cilium assembly
Cellular component (GO): ciliary transition zone
Source: RefSeq, a predicted model, not a curated record
AUGGCCGACGAAAACGAAAACAUUGCUACGCGAAAACCACCAAUUUCACCGAGACCAAAAGAAGCAGGCGACAACCCUGAUGUGAGGCCGGUAAAAAAGAAAAAGAAGAAAAAACCUUCAGAUUCUCAGGAAGUAACCGAUGCGGCUGAAGGAGAAGACCCCAAACCUCGACGUCGUCGACGCUCAAAGAGUGCAAGUCGGGACACGGAGGGCGAAGCAAACGAAACGGAGAGUGCGCCAGUAACACCGAAGAAAAAGAAAAGAAAACGUAAAUUAACUGAAGAUGCCGAGGACGGUCAGGGAGAUACAGAAAGAGCUACUGAAGCACAGGAGGAUGUUGCUGGUAGCAAAGCUAGUUUGUUGACAAAUGGCACAGCAGGGGCAACCCCUAGAAAGAAGAAAGGGAAGAAAAAGAAGAAGGCUACUAGUGUGGUUCAACAUGCUGAUGAUGAGUUUGUAGACAACGGUUUGGCGGCUGACCUAGCAUGCAUCAAUGAAGACAUUAUUCAUAGAAGUGAAUUAAAAGAUGAACCUUUACCUCUAACAAACCUUCAGAAUAAACCCAAUUUGAGAAGUGAACCUACACCUAAAGUAUAUAUUGAAAUAAAUAGUGGAUUUAAGAAGGAAAAUAAAUUGCGGUAUGCCAAGCGAAAGGCUGCAGAAGAAGUGGAGAAAGUGAGUGCACCGGAACCGUCACGACAAACAACAAUAGACUUUGCGUUGUCGGCCCACAGAAUCCUCAAGACAUUUUGUUUGUUCCUUCACGGACUGACAGCCGGCAUUGCUGCAUGGCAGAUAGUCAUUGUAUACAUCCUCAGCGCCCAUGAUGACAUUGAUUUCCUUGACCACUAUCAACCAUUAGCACUGCCGGUCCAGUGCAUGUUUUACCUCUUACUCGUCUUCUGUACUGUGUCCGCCUGUGACAGGUGGGACAUUGGGAAUAUGAAUGGGAAGUUUUUCGUCCAGGCUGUCACCCUGCACAACGGUGCUGUGUCUAUUUUGUUAUACCUUGCUGCCAUCAUCCUGAGUGUAACCAUUGUGUCUACAGAGGACCGCAUGUCUCUCUACUUCACCAAUGUAGAUCUGUGGAAUGUUCCAAGUGUAAGAAAAUCGGAAUUGACAACUUGGCGUGCCAUCAACACAGCCCGUGGAGUGCUGGCAGUUCUGGGGUGGUUCAUUCUGUCAAUCACGCCAAAUGCCGAUCGUCUUAGGAAGAAUCUACAGGAAGGAGAUGACGAUGAUGUGAUCUUAGGCAACGAAAUUCAGCUGUCUUCUCCAGCAUAAUCUGUGAUCCCUUACAAUUGUCUGCAGGAGCAGGUCCAGAGGGUGUGUUUUGGGCUGCACAUCGCUCCGAAAAUCAAGUGUUUUUAACAGAAUUAAUACAACUAAUUCUAUCUUUUCAACAUUACCUGUCCUCAAACAAGCCCCUACGGCUAGUAGUCUGGUCUGAACAUCCCAAGCCAAUGAGAUUGCCUAAAUUCUUCUACUGUAUACUCCCUCUAGUUUCGGUCACGUGACUGUAACUUCCUUCUUUUUUCCUUCGCUUUUGGUUCAUUUAAGUACUACGAAAAUCAAGUGUUUUUAACAGAAUUAAUACAAUUAAUUUAUUUAUUUUAAUGGUCUGCACAGUAUUUCUAUGGAAGAUUUUAAUUUUUAGUUCAAUCAACUGGUAGAAAGGUGUCAGAAAGGUGUGCUAGAAAACCCAUUUUACACCUGUCCCUAGAUGGUAAUGUGCCCUUUUUAUCGGUUAAUAGGUCUCAUGAUUCAGGAGAUAGAUGGCCAUUGCUACCUGUUGAAGGAAGGAAGAGACGAAGGAAAUAUUUUAUUUAACGAUGCACUCAACUCAUUUUAUUUGCGGUUAUAUGGUUAAGGACCACAAAUAUUGAAAGAGGAAACACGCUGU